Messenger RNA from Nannizzia gypsea CBS 118893, 2109 nucleotides. RefSeq lists its product as hypothetical. NCBI's taxonomy places the organism in Eukaryota, Fungi, Ascomycota, Eurotiomycetes, Onygenales, Arthrodermataceae. The coding region runs from base 1 to 2109 and encodes 702 amino acids. Gene Ontology annotation, cellular component: 90S preribosome; preribosome, small subunit precursor; nucleolus. The record is from RefSeq and is a predicted model, not a curated record. Gene Ontology annotation, molecular function: RNA binding. The transcript is spliced from 2 exons. Gene Ontology annotation, biological process: ribosomal small subunit export from nucleus; endonucleolytic cleavage in 5'-ETS of tricistronic rRNA transcript (SSU-rRNA, 5.8S rRNA, LSU-rRNA); endonucleolytic cleavage to generate mature 5'-end of SSU-rRNA from (SSU-rRNA, 5.8S rRNA, LSU-rRNA).
AUGCCUCGCGAAAAGAAGAAAAGAGGUCGCCGGGCAGAAAAAAGUCAGUCGAAGCGAAAAUGGGAGGAUGAUGAAGUGCCUACUUCGCCAAAACGUCAGCGAACCGCGGACGAAGACAACGAAGCUCAAGCUGGAGACGACUAUAUUCCCCUCGAUACCCGCGAUACUGAAAAGGAGCAAGAGCAAGGACAAGAAGAUGAUACUCCCUUCUAUGGGCUUCUUGACGCUGAGGAGCAGGAAUAUUUCUCAAAAGCGAGUCAGACCCUGGAACUCAACUCUUUUGAGGAUGAUGAUGAUAAACGGCUGUUCAUUGAAAGUGUUUACGCGGAAGCUAGAGGGAAGGAAUUAAAGAUUGCUUGCAGGCAGGUGAAGACCUUAUUUGAGAAAUUUACGGGCCAUUUCCUACACCUUGUUCAACAUCGCUUCGCGAGCCACUGUUGCGAAUGUCUGUUCAUACGUGCGGCGCCGAUUGUAACGUCCGAGAUGGAAAAACCUAAGGAUAGAAAAAAAGAAAGAAAGCAAACUAUAGAAAAUAAUGGAGAGGAAGGAGGACAAGAUGAACCCUUGAAUCAGAGAUCUGCGAUGGAAUUGUUCCUAGGUGUCAUCUCGGAAUUGGAAGGGAAUUGGGGAUAUCUCCUCACCGAAUCGUUUGCGUCCCACACGAUAAGAGUCUUACUGCUGAUAUUGGCCGGUGAGCCACUUGCAGGUCAAUCAAAUGCGAGGGUUCUUGCCAGCCGGAAAAAAGAAAAUGUGGACUCUAUAACGCCAACUUCUCAGUCGGAGCUAACCAUCCAGGGAAGCAGACAAGUUCCUGUGGAAUUCAACAACACCUUAAGAAGGAUGAUAUCAGAUCUAAGUGCUGGUCUGAAUUCUACUUAUCUCCAGGCACUUGCCACCCAUCCUAUCGGAAGCCCUGUUCUGCAAGUCAUUCUGUCAAUUGAGCUUGGGUGCAUGGGUACAGAAAAACUCAAGGACAAAAAUUCUGUUUUCCGUAGGCUUAUACCAGACGAUACCCUUGAAACCAAGGAGGAGGGCGUGAAUUUUCUAAACAGUUUAUUCUAUGAUCCAGUUGGUUCUCGAUUACUAGAAACGAUUGUCCGGGUCGCUCCCGGGAAAUUCUUCAAAACAUUCUACAAGAAUAUCAUUCGCGAAAGGAUUGGUUCCUUGGCGCGAAAUGAGAUAGCUUCCUAUGUUGUUAUCAAAGUGCUGGAGAGGGUGAGUAGGGAAGAUCUCGAAUCAGCAAUUGAAAGCAUACUUCCUGAAAUACCUUCACUAGUCCAGCGGUCAAGGCUUAAUGUUAUCAAAACAAUAAUAGACCGCUCGAUAAUUCGAAGUGCUGAUACAGCUUCAUUGGCCAAAGCACUGGAAUCAGCGUAUGGUGAGGACGGCCUUGCUCGCCUUAAGGCGAUUCUAGGGGUUGAGACAAAAGACAAGGAUGCUGAAGAUCUUGCAAAAGUGAAACCAAAGGCUGGAACUUCCCCUCAACAUAUCCAUGGAUCACUUUUGGCACAAUCCAUGUUACAAGCAUCUGGCACCCUUGCCGCAAUGAUACAGUCCAGUUUUCUUACCGCACCAACAGAGACUCUAAUACAGAUUGCGAAUAAUCCCACAGCAUCUCGUGCGCUUCAAGAGGCUCUUAAACCCUCCAAAUUGAAUACCCAGUUUCGUCGACAAUUUUUACCCCGGUUUUACGGACAGAUGUGCGACUUGUCCCUGGAUAGCAGUGGCUCUCAUGUCGCUGACGCUCUCUGGGACGCUACCUCCGACUUGAUAUUUAUCAAACAAAGGCUGGCACAAGAACUGGCGGAUAACGAACCUGCCCUUCGCGAUUCGUUCUUGGGACGAGCAGUGUGGAGGAAUUGGUCGAUGGAUUUGUACAAGAGAAAACGGGGAGAAUGGAUGUCGAAGGCGAAGGGGCUCGACAACACCAAAGUCUCACCUUCAACUGCCGAUUCGAGCGCCGGGCCGGCUAAGAGCAAGUUGGAUCUCGCCAGGGCGCGAUAUGCGGCAAGAGCCGAACAACAGGAGAAGCCAGAUGGCAAGGAUCAAGGCUCCCGCGGCAAGAAGCAGGCUCUGUCGGCGCCGAGCGGCCUUCUGAAAGCGCAGUAA